Molecule: messenger RNA, 1152 nt
Organism: Angiostrongylus costaricensis
Lineage: Eukaryota; Metazoa; Nematoda; Chromadorea; Rhabditida; Metastrongylidae
Source: the annotation of a GenBank genome assembly
AUGUCAAUGUUCAGCGCGCCGCCACAGCCGUCGAAUAUUAGUCACUUUGGUGGUUGUCAGAGCAGACGUCGAACUGACAAUAACAGUCCAAGACAGCCAAACCGUAGUUACCUUUUGGAUGAUUUUCGCAACAACCGAACUCCUCACCUUCAAAUAGCCGAUAUUCUGUCGCAUGUAGUGGAAUUUGCUAAGGAUCAACAUGGAUCUCGAUUUAUCCAACAAAAGCUUGAACGUGCAUCAGCAAAAGAGAAGCAAAUGCUUUUCGAUGAAGUUCUCACUAAUGCUCAUAUUCUAAUGAUAGAUGUCUUCGGUAAUUAUGUGGUUCAGAAGUUUUUCGAAUAUGGUACUCCGGAACAGAAAGCUGCUCUCGGACGCUCGCUGAAGGGUGAUGUUAUCAAUCUCGCUCUGCAGAUGUAUGGAUGUCGUGUCAUCCAGAAGGCUUUGGAGUCGGCAGACGAAAAGAUUCAGUUGGAAAUCCUCCGAGAGCUAGAAAAUCAGGUUUUGAAGUGCGUAAAAGACCAGAAUGGAAACCAUGUCAUCCAGAAAGUUAUUGAAAAAGUGAAACCCGAACGACUCCAGUUCAUCAUCGACUCCUUUACGAAAAAUGGACCUGAAACUAUUGUACAAUUAUCCAUGCAUCCAUAUGGGUGCCGAGUUAUUCAAAGAGUGCUUGAGCAUUGCACAGAAGAACAGAAGAGACCUGUUCUGGAAGCCUUACAUUCAAACGUUCGCUCACUUGUUCUGGACCAGUAUGGAAAUUAUGUUAUACAACACGUCAUUGAGCACGGAAGUGAUCCGGACAGAGAUCGCAUCGUACAAGAGAUAACUGGUAAUGUGUUGAGAUACGCGCAGCACAAGUUCGCCUCUAAUGUCAUCGAGAAGUGCUUGAUUUGUGCUGGACCUCACCACAAAGCUGUUCUCAUCGAUGAAGUCUGUGGAGAUAAUGAUGAUCCAUCGCCUCCAAUUCUUCUUAUGAUGAAGGACCAAUUUGCGAACUACGUUGUGCAAAAAAUGUUGGACACUGCUGAUCCUGGUCACCGCAGAAAAAUGAUGUAUGCAAUCAAGCCACAUAUCCCUACACUUAGGAAAUUUAGCCACGGAAAACAUAUCAUUAGUGAGUUCGAAUGUGCUAAAGUCCAUUUCUUUACCUGA